Molecule: messenger RNA, 1483 nt
Organism: Hyposmocoma kahamanoa
Lineage: Eukaryota; Metazoa; Arthropoda; Insecta; Lepidoptera; Cosmopterigidae
Exons: 2
Coding region: 95-1483 (462 amino acids)
Source: RefSeq, a predicted model, not a curated record
UCUAUGUGUGUGUCCAUGGCACCCGCGACACAGGGUUUCCUUAGUGCGGGGCUAUGUUGAGUGUGUGCGUUAUACUAGGUUCGGAUAUUAAUAAAUGGCGUUUGCAAAUUCCAGAUGCGGCGGUGACGCGAUGUCAGUGGCGCCGGCGGUGAAGCGCGAUCUGGAGCUGGAGGCGGGUGGCGGCAGCCCGGGCCGCAAGCGGCGCAAGCAAGCGGCGCCGUCGCGCGCCACGCCCGCGCAUGUGCCGCCGCUCGCACCACCGCCGCUUGACCUGCACGCCAAGAUGGCUGACAUCUACAAGAGCGCACUUGCCUUCGGCGAACUUGCGCUGCCUGCUUUCGAUCCGCUCGCCGCCUUUCGCCUGCUCCCGCGACACGACCCACCGCGCAUCUUCAACCCCGAGGCCUACUGCGACCUCUGCUGCAAGGAGUUCUGCAAUAAAUACUUCUUGAAGACGCAUCGCGCGAACAAGCACGGGAUCUACGACGGUAACGACCUGCAGCCAGCCGCUCCGCCGCCCGCGCAGCCGUCGCCGCCGCGAAGGGCCUCCGACGAGGACUCCGGCGGCACGCCGCGACGGCUCUCCCCGGACUCGGCAAGAAGGGCUCGAGAGUCCGGAUUCCAACCCGACGUCCUGCGGAGACUCGGCGUGGUGAAUCCCGAGGCGUUUUGCGAAAUUUGCUGUAAGGAGUACUGCAAUAAAUAUUUUUUGCGAACGCACCGGGAAAGAAAACAUGGAGUACCUGCGCACCGAUCUCCGGCAGGGGAGCAACAGUCUCCUCCGUUAAUGACUCCGUCGAUGACUCCGCCGAUGCCCACAGGCUUGGGAACCCCAAUCGGCACCCCGCUGCCCACACCUCUGGCCACGCCACCGGCGCUACCGGGCCCGCCGCCCGACACACCGCCACGGUCACAGUCGCUGCCUCCGCCGUUCGACACCGAGGAGAUGGCAAUGGAAGUGAAACGCGAAUGCGAGGAGGAGUUGGAGGCGGCGCUACGCGACGGUCAGACUAGUCCUCUGAACCUCAUAGUGGAGGAAAGGGGUAUAGCGUCACCCGGCUCCGCGAGUGAGGAGUUGCGAAAACUACAGACGAUGAUAUCGCAACUGAACGAGCUAGCGGCCGAGCGACUCGCCGAGGAUCCCAACGACCACCCUCGGCCGCCGUCCUCGUCGCCCCCGCCGCCGGACGACCGGCGGGCGUCCUCGUCCGGCUCGAGUUUCUGCGAGAUCUGCAACAAGGAGCUGUGCAACAAGUAUUUCAUGCGAACGCACAUGCAGCGCAUGCACGGGAUCUCGCUCGAGAGCGGCACGCAGCUGGGCGGCGUGACCUGCGACAUCUGCCACAAGGAGCUCUGCAGCAAGUACUUCCUGCGCGUCCACAAGCACAACACCCACGGCAUCCCGGCGCCGCCGACGCCGGCGACGGCCGCGCCCGCGGAGCCGUGCCCGCUGUGCGCGCGCCGGUUCCGCGGCCGCACGUAA